AUGUCUGAAGCUACACUUGCUUCGGCAGUCGCCGUCCCAGAUCAGGAUAAUAUCCGUCAAUCUCCUGAACAUCCCACAAAACGACGACAGUCUUCUGUGACGGACCAUGACCCCAAACGUCGCCGGCUAAGCAGCCAAGCCGACAUUUCUCCGCAAUCGCAGCGCCAGCAGCACUCGUCCCCAAAAGGAGAUGUCGCACCAGGACAAUCGGAGGAAAAGAAAACAAGCCGGACUGGUAGAAAGGAUGACGAUCGUAAACGAGGACAGCGACUGUUUGGCGCAUUGCUGGGUACACUUUCACAGAGCUCGAGCUCCGCGGCACAGAAACGACGCGCGGAUAUCGAAAAGAAGCAACAGGAUAAAUUGAAGUCGCAAGCGGAUGAAUAUGAUGGGUUAAAGAGAAAGAAGAAAGAACGCCGCGAUUUCAUUCGAAGAAAAGAAACACCUUUUUAUGAGCGGGAAGCUAUGCAAACUCGCCAUGCGAACUUAAUAGCAGCAGCACAUUUCUUGAAGACUCGAACGGAACCAAUUCUGUGCUACAAACCAUGGCAGUAUCGACCAGGUGAUGAGGCUAUCAUCCAGGAUCAGAUUAAAGAGGCCGAAGAAAUAGUUUCCCGCGAAGUCGCUGCAUUUGAGGCACAGUAUCCACCUGAAGCCUUCACACGCCAGGACAUAGUAUCGUCUAUCGUACCAACAUCCAAUGACGAACCGGAAGAACAAGCGCAAAAAGACUCCGCGCCUGCAAAGCCAGAUGCUUCAGUACCCGAAUCCGGAUUCAAGGAGACCGAGAAGCCUACAGAGGAAUUAGAGGAGAAACAUGAACAGGUUCAGUCCACUGAGCCGGAUAACGUUCACGAAUGUUCUACUGUUAGUGGAGAGGACCUUGAACAUCAUGACCACCGCGACGAUGAUGGCGGAGAAGUUUUGGAAGAUAAUGAAGACACUGUUAUGUAUUGA
Messenger RNA from Penicillium malachiteum, 957 nucleotides. Its product is annotated as pinin family protein. The transcript is spliced from 4 exons. Lineage: Eukaryota; Fungi; Ascomycota; Eurotiomycetes; Eurotiales; Aspergillaceae. Gene Ontology annotation, cellular component: catalytic step 2 spliceosome. Bases 1 to 957 code for a protein of 318 amino acids. The record is from RefSeq and is a predicted model, not a curated record.